This is a messenger RNA of Geosmithia morbida, 2982 nucleotides long. Its product is annotated as syntaxin-binding protein 5. The record is from RefSeq and is a predicted model, not a curated record. Gene Ontology annotation, cellular component: cytoplasm; plasma membrane. The coding region runs from base 1 to 2982 and encodes 993 amino acids. The transcript has a single exon. Gene Ontology annotation, molecular function: GTPase activator activity; syntaxin binding; myosin II binding. NCBI's taxonomy places the organism in Eukaryota, Fungi, Ascomycota, Sordariomycetes, Hypocreales, Bionectriaceae. Gene Ontology annotation, biological process: regulation of protein secretion; regulation of exocytosis; establishment of cell polarity.
AUGUCAAGCUUUAUACGUGGCAAGCAAGCGGGGAUCCAAAAUGAUCUGUCCGCCGACAUCAGACCAGAGCUCUUCACCCCAGACGACCAGGCCCGCUACGGUAUCAACUCCCAGAUCAGCUGCCUGGCCUACGAGCCCGUGCAGUCGCUAAUGGCCGUCGGCACCAGCGAGAGCAAAUACGGCCCGGGCAAGAUCUACGUCUACGGCCAGAAGCGCGUGCAGAAAUUCCUGAACCCCCCGAGGCCCACGUCCAUUCUCGAUAUUAAGUUUACCGCCAACCGCCUCGUCAGCGUCGACUCGAGGAACGAAGUCAGCAUCUGGGACCUGGGCACGGGAGGGCGUCUGGGCUCCCAGGUCAUCGCCGGCCGCAUCGUGUCCAUGGUGACGGACCCCAUGCUGGACUGGGCCUUCAUCGGCCUCCAGGGAGGCGAGAUUGUCGCCUAUGACCUCGACAGGAUGAGCCUGUCGCGGUGCUUCCGCCUCCCCAACUUCUGGGCCGAGCGCGACCCUCAGGCUCGUGGCGUCGCCCUCAUCUCCAUGUCCCUGCAUCCCCGCGACGUCGGAAAGAUGCUCAUCGCAUACACCCACGGCGCCGUCGUCUACUCGUUCAAGCAGAACAAGGCAGUCCAGUUCCUCCAGUACGCUGUGCCCCGCGGCGCGCCCGGUGGCAACGGCAUUGGCCUCGACGAGGUCCGGCAUCCGCGCCUGACCCACGCCGCCUGGCAUCCCUCCGGGACCUUUGUCGUCACAGCCCACGACGAUGGCAGUCUCGUCUUCUGGGAGCCCCGCGAGGCGCGCAUAGUGCUCGCCCGCUCCCUAUCCCACAUGAAUGUCGACCGACCGGGUGCCAACCAGGUGCACGCAUCGGCCAUUGAGCCCUUUACCAAGCUGGCUUGGUGCUGCAAGAAGAAUUGCGACGACUCUGGCCUCUUGGUCGCCGGCGGCCAGGCCCUCGACGCCUCCCCCAAGACCAUGACCUUUAUCGACUUCGGCAUCACUCCCGUCUGGGCCACGUCUACGUGGAACAUGCUCGCCGAGUACUGCAAGGGCAAGCGGCAACUCGAACUGCCCCUGCCUCUUGGCGCCCAGUCGGUCGACUUUCUCCUGAUACCCCGCGACUCCCCGCACUUUGGCGGUGCCCAGGACCCCAUCGCCAUCAUCUCGCUGCUGUCGUCGGGCGAGCUGUACACGAUGAGUUUCCCCUCGGGGUACCCCAUCAACCCCACCAACCAGCUGCAUCCGUCGACCUUCUUCGUGCACCCCUUCAUCACCAGGGUCAACGUGGUCAGCGUUGAACGGCCCCGAUGGCUGGCCAUGGUGGAGAAGCGUGACCAGGGCGAGCCGAUCCUGACCGGAGGAGCCGAGGCGCCGUUGCCGCGCAAGAGGUUCGAGGAGCGCACCAUUAUCCAGGCAGCGCAGGCCGACGGCACCAUCCGGCUGUGGGACUCGGGCCACGCCGACGAGAUCGAGAACAGCAGCCAGCUGCAGGUGGACCUGGCGCGGGCGCUGGAUCGAACCGACGACAUCGAGGUGACGGCCAUGAACCUGGCCAGCGGCACGGGCGAGUUCGUCGUGGGCACGCGCGCGGGCGAGCUGCUCGUCUUCCGGUGGGGGGGGAACCGCUUCUACGGCAAGGACACGCAGCGGCACAUGGACCCAAAUCCGAUGGACCUGACGGACAUCAGCUCCCGGUCGGAGCCCACCCUUCGCGAGGGGCUGCAGCCGUUCCUCCUGUAUGAGAUGAUGCAAGGGUCCGUGACGGCGGUGCAGGUGUCUAACGUGGGCUUCGUGGCCGUCGGGUCGGAGCUCGGGUUCCUCGCAAUAGUCGACCUGCGCGGUCCCAAGAUCAUUUACCAGGCCCCGAUGACGGAGUUUGCCAAGCAGGACAAGCGCCGGACGUUCCUCAAGGGCCACGGACGGUCCAACUCGGCGCCACCGCAGAAGGAGUGGCCGGUGGUGAUUGAGUUUAGCGUCAUGACGCUCGACGACGACAAGUACUCGAGCAUCUGCUGCUUCGUGGGCACCAACCUGGGCAAGGUCAUCACGUUCAAGCUGCUGCCCAACAACGGCGGAUACUCGGUCGAGCUGGCGGGCGUGGUUACCCUUGACGACCGUAUCAUCUCCCUCAACCCGAUAGACGCCCACACGGGCAAGCCUGCGCUGGCAACAGGGCCCAUCGUCGCCGGGCUCCGCGAGGGCAGGCAGGUGGACGGCGUGGUGGUGGCGGUGACGGAGAAGGAGAUACGCAUCUUCCGCCCGGCAAACUCCAAAGGCGCCUCCAAGGAGUUCGAUGACAUACUGUGCGACGCGGCGGCCGUAGCUGAGCUAGAGCUCCAGGGAAUAGCGGUGGUAGGCGUGUUCGGCGACUCGACGGCGCGGGCGUUUUCGAUCCCGGGGCUCCGCGAGAUCGGCAAGGCCGACCUCCCCAUGAUGGACCUCAGCCGGUCGACCAACCUGACGGUCACGCAGACGGGCGACGUCUUCGCCUGGACCGGACCCAGCGAGAUGGCGGUCGUGCACGUCUGGGGCGCAGGCCAGCCUCUCAAGCAGUCCCUCGAUACCCUCGUCAACCCGAAGCUGGAAUGCCCCCCCCGCCCCACCAUAUCCAACAUGCAGUGGAUCUCGGGAACGCAGUACGUGUCCCCGCUAGACCUGGACAUCCUGGUUGGCGGUCUCGACCGCCCCCCGAGCAAGCGUAUGCUCGAAGCGGCCGCCUCGGAGAAGCGCGCGGCGGCAGCAGCAGCAGCCGGCUCGGGACCUUCUUCCCACAACGCCAACAAACCCAGGAGUCCCAGCCAGGAAGGUUGGGGCGACUAUCUGACCCGUCAACUCAAUGAACGCACGGAGAAGCUCAACAUUAUGGGUGACAAUAUGGAUAACCUCCAGGAGCAGAGUCAGGGCUGGGCAGACGACGUGAAUAAGUUUAUCAAUCGGCAGAAGAGGAAUGUCGUCGUGGGAGGCUUGAAGAGCAAGUUUUUCUAA